Molecule: messenger RNA, 6354 nt
Organism: Megalops cyprinoides (Indo-Pacific tarpon)
Lineage: Eukaryota; Metazoa; Chordata; Actinopteri; Elopiformes; Megalopidae
Gene: ankrd44
Product: ankyrin repeat domain 44
Exons: 28
Coding region: 559-3765 (1068 amino acids)
Biological process (GO): protein localization to ciliary inversin compartment
Cellular component (GO): ciliary inversin compartment
Molecular function (GO): protein binding
Source: RefSeq, a predicted model, not a curated record
GAUGACUCUCUGGGAGGCUGUGCAGCUGAGUGGAGGACAAGGAGAGAGGCAUGAACUUCCUGUACGAUCCGCAACUGCGAGUCUUUGCACUCAAUACGCGCACAAACACAGGAAGGACCGAACGGGCUGAGAGAGUGGAGGGAGUGUGUCGCUGAGCGAGUGUAUGGCAGAGUGAGAGGGACUCCGGGUGAGACUGCUGUAGAUGCGGAGUGUUUACACCAGCCGGAGCAGCGUUCCCUCCCUCCCCUCCUCCCUCCCCGCUCGGCGCAGCGUGGCAGCGGCUACCGCGGUUCUCGCUUGCCGCAGAUAGCGUCUGUAGACCCGGCUAAGGCUGAGGAUACAGCCCGGGCCCUGAGAAUAUCUGCGUCGCAUCAGCACAAAAAAGCGAACUCUCGAUGCAGAAUACAUAUUGCAGAAGAAUUUUAAUUGCAUACGCCAAGAAUCAAGGAUUUUAAUACACAAAUUGGCUCGAUAGCAAGCACCAAUAUUAUUAUUAUUUUUUUAAUUCUGCGUGAUAAGACCCCGGAGCUUGGAUGUGCUAUUUAAGCUGACCGCGAUAUGGCUGUUCUCAAACUCGUCGACCAGCCUCCACUCAUACAGGCCAUCUUCCACGGAGACCCCGAGGAGAUCCGCAUGCUCAUCUACAAGUCCGAGGACAUCAAUGCCCUGGAUGCAGAGAAGCGCACCCCUCUUCAUGCUGCGGCUUUCCUCGGCGAUGCUGAGAUCACAGAGUUACUCAUCCUCUCUGGGGCUCGUGUCAAUGCCAAAGACAGCAUGUGGCUGACUCCUCUCCACCGGGCCGUGGCAUCUCGCAGCGAGGAGGCGGUCCGGGUGCUGAUCCGCCACUCGGCCGACGUGAACGCGCGGGACAAGAACUGGCAGACCCCCCUGCACGUGGCGGCCGCCAACAAGGCUCUGCGCUGCGCUGAGGUCAUCAUCCCGCUGCUGAGCAGCGUCAACGUGUCCGACCGGGGGGGUCGCACCGCCCUGCACCACGCUGCCCUCAAGGGGCACACCGAGAUGGUCAACCUGCUCCUGGCCCAGGGGGCCAACAUCAACGCCUUCGACAAGAAGGAUGGCCGUGCUCUGCACUGGGCAGCGUACAUGGGUCACCUGGACGUGGUGUGUCUGCUGGUGAGCCAGGGUGCGGAGAUCAGCUGCAAGGACAAGCGCGGGUACACUCCCCUCCACGCCGCUGCCUCCAACGGGCAGAUAGCCGUGGUCAAGCACCUCCUCAAUCUGUCAGUAGAGAUUGAUGAGGCCAACGCCUUUGGAAACACGGCCCUCCACGUGGCCUGUUUCAACGGGCAGGACGCGGUGGUGAGCGAGCUGAUCGACUAUGGGGCCAACGUCAGCCAGCCCAACAACAAGGGCUUCACCCCCCUGCACUUCGCCGCUGCCUCCACCCAUGGCGCCCUCUGCCUCGAGUUUCUGGUCAACAACGGGGCCGACGUCAACGUGCAGAGUCGCGACGGGAAAAGCCCUCUUCACAUGACUGCGGUCCAUGGGCGCUUCACUCGCUCCCAGACUCUCAUCCAGAAUGGUGGGGAGAUAGACAGUGUGGAUAAGGAUGGUAACACUCCUCUCCACAUCGCUGCCCGCUAUGGUCAUGAGCUGCUUAUCAACACUCUCAUCACCAGUGGAGCUGACUGCACCAGGCGAGGGGUACAUGGGAUGUUCCCCCUGCACCUGGCUGCCCUGAAUGCCCAUGCAGACUGCUGCCGAAAGCUGCUCUCCUCAGGACGGAAGUAUAGCGUUAUGUGCUCCCUCAGUAACGACUUGGUCCUGUCUGCAGGCUUCCAGAUCGACACCCCCGACAGCUUCGGGAGGACCUGCCUGCACGCCGCUGCCGCGGGAGGUAAUGUAGAAUGUGUGAAGCUGCUUCUCAGCGGUGGAGCUGACCACAAUCGGAGGGACAACUGUGGCAGGACCCCUCUACACUAUGCUGCUGCCAGCCGCCAUUAUCAAUGCUUGGAGACGCUGGUGUCGUGCGGGACCUGCAUUAAUGCCACUGACCAGUGGGGGCGCACUGCCCUGCACUACGCUGCUGCCUCGGAUCUGGACAGGAGGCGGCGCGUGGCCCUGGAGCCGGAGAGCGAGGGAGUGCAAGCGGAGAGGGAGAAGGAGGCGGCACUGUGCCUGGAGUUCCUGUUACAGAGUGGGGCUACAUCCUCCCUGAAGGACAAGCAAGGCUAUAGUGCCAUCCACUACGCUGCUGCCUAUGGUCACAGACACUGCCUGGAGUUGCUUCUGGACCGAGACGAGACUCAGAUGGAGGACCCGGGCUCUCCCAGCACCAGGAGUCCGCUCCACCUUGCGGCAUAUCAUGGCCACGCCCAGGCACUGGAGGUGCUCCUGCAGGGAGAGAGAGAGGUGGACCAGGGGGACGAGGGAGGGCGCACUCCGCUGGCCCUGGCGGCCCUUAGGGGCCACACUGACUGCGUCCACACCCUGCUGAGCCAGGGGGCGUCUCCCAGGAGUCGAGACACGGCUCGUGGGCGCACACCUGUGCACCUCGCAGUGAUGAAUGGACACACAUCCUGCUUGCGCCUCCUGCUGGAUGACUCUGACAGUGCAGACCUGGUGGAUGUCACGGAUUCUCAGGGACAGACUCCUCUGAUGCUGGCGGUGGCUGGGGGGCAUGUGGAUGCCGUGUCUGUGCUGCUGGAGAGGGAGGCCAGUGUGGAUAUGGCCGACAACCAGGGCCUGACUGCUCUGCACCUGGGGCUGCUGUGUGGUCAGGAGGAGAGUGUGCAGUGUCUGCUGGAGCAGGAGGCCUCGGUGUUGCUCGGGGACUCCAGGGGCCGCACCCCUUUGCACCUGGCAGCUGCGCGGGGCCACGCCUCCUGGCUGAGCGAGCUGCUGAACAUUGCCUUCGCCGAGCCACCCGCCCCGCCCCUCCGGGACAACCGGGGGUACACCCCGCUGCACUGGGCCUGCUACAAUGGUCAGGAGGGUUGUGUUGAGGUGUUGCUGGAACAGAGGGUCUGCCGCUCAUUUGAGGGGAACCCCUUCACCCCGCUGCACUGCGCUGUCGUGAAUGACCACGAGUCCUGUGCAUCACUGCUGCUGGAGGCCCUAGGCCCUGACAUCGUCAACUGCCGCGAUGCUAAGGACAGGACUCCUCUUCAUGCAGCUGCCUUCUCUGGCCACGUGGACUGCCUCCAGCUCCUUCUUGCCCAUGAUGCACCAGUAGAUGCUGUCGACCAAUCGGGACGCAGUGUACUGAUGAUGGGGGCGGAGCGGGGCAGCGCCGGUGCUGUAGAGGUGCUGGUGCGCAGCGCGAAUGCAGACCUGAGUCUGACUGACCAGAACGGCAACACUGCCCUACAUUUGGCCUGCAGUAAUAGGAAAGAGGACUGUGCCCUUAUCAUCCUGGAGAAGCUGACAGACCCCGCCCUCAUCAGCGCCACUAACACGGCCCUCCAGACGCCCCUCCACCUGGCAGCUCGGAGCGGUCUGAAGCAGGUGGUGCAGGAGCUGCUGUCCCGGGGGGCUAGUGUCCAGGUGCUGGAUGAGAACGGUCUCACCCCUGCUCUGGCUUGUGCUCCUAGCAGAGAGGUGGCUGACUGCCUGGCUCUCAUUCUGGCUACCAUGAUGCCUUUCUGCUCCCCUUGCAGCUCCGGAGCGCCCUCCCCUGGCUCCUUCCUGAAGACGCCCCCGCGGCCAGGGAAGGGCUCCAGGGAGGCUCGCACCCUCAGGGUCCCCUCAGGGACUCCCAGCGAGGGCACCACUGAGAACGACUCCGACUCCGAGACCUUCUGACCCCUGCUGGAUGUUCUACCCACACCCUCACACACACACACACUUACACACACACACACACGCACACACACCCACACACUCACAAAGCUAUUCACUUAAAGCAAUGCCGGGCAUAUGUGGAUUUGUAUAUAGCACCUUGCGAUACAGUGCAGGGCAACAACCUCAUAGUAAUCUGUGGGCCGAUUUUGGUACAUUGACCAUUAACAUUUUUGACUUGUUAAAUGUCAAUUUUAAUGCUUUUUUUCCUGACCCGGGGACCACAGAAAGAUACAUAAUCUUAUAAACUAAAGAAUGAUCUUUUUAAAGUUUAAAAUGUACGUGUAUAUACGGUUAUAUACAGGUCCGACUGCAGGCUGCCUGUGACAGCCCUGUGGAUGUUUAUAAGCACAAAGCCCAUAGCAGUAUGUAUAUGGACGCAUAUUUCACACAGACACUGCAUAUGACAAGUAUGAUGGAGACAGACCCACACACACCGGAUGUCCCCCUGUCCUUCCUGGACUUGCGGAGGAAUGACCGCUCGGUCCCACACUGCGCCGAGCUGAACCCCGCCCCGGAACAGGAACGACGCGCCGUUUCUGGCUCAAGAAUAAGGUGUUUCUUCCCCUCCGGACUGGGGACAGUGUGGAUGUGAGAUCAGUGAUUUUUUUUUUCUUUCUCUCUCUCUCUCUUUUUUUCAUGAAGCGGGUGGGUUGAUUUUAUUUCAUUUCCUCAUUUUAUUUUCUUGGUGCUCUGACCAAAACAGGACCGGAAAUGUGCGUUUCUUUGGCCUCACACUGAAUGUCAUAUGCCUGGUUGCUUUGUGGUCCUGUUGCAGUCCUAGCAUGCUAACGUGCCCCCAGCUCUUCUGCCAAAGCUGCCAAAUAAUAGUCUCUUGUGCCCAGGGGCUCAAAAUGGUUAGCAAGCUGCAGAAAUAGCUUGUCUGACUACAGCCCUGAAUUUUGUUUUUAAGAAUAAUUUUGAAAUUUUGAAGAAAAAAAAUGUUCAGGUGCCAUUGUAUUUUGACCAAACAAGCCACAUUGUCAAAGCUACCUUCUCUAAUUCUCCAGAAUGAUUGUGAAUGCAACAGAUAGUUGGAUUAUGGAUUAUUGAACUGCUACCCCAGUAACAUCACACACUAUGGACCUCCCUAGACCAAGGUGCUCAUGUGGCAGGUCUGAAUGACCUCUGGUCUUAGGUCACAUGAUGUAAUCUAGGUAAGGUCAGGAUUGCGGUGUCGGACAUUAGCAGUGUUGUGAAAGGUCAGAGACGGACACAGAUGCAUUCAGGUGCGGUCUGUAUAUCCCAGGGGUCCAAAGAGUUCUUUCUCAGCAGAAGCCAGGGGCUACCUUUCUUGCCUUACACGCACAUACACACACACGUACACACACACACACACACACACACACACACAGUGUUGAGCACUCCUCAUACAGUAUUAUCAUUGUCACUGCCUCACAGAGCUCUCCCCCUAGAGUACAGAGAGCUCACCCAGCUGAUGCUGACCUCUCGUUACUAAAACCGUCUAGCUUAAGAGAGAGAAGACCGCAGAAGCCCUACCUACACUUCGAAACCCCUUACCCAAAGGCCAGUGGUAACGAAGCACCAAGAUUACUUCCAUUUUGUUGACCGUGGGACCAUACUCAAGAGCCCCUGUUUACCUGGAGUAUGGCCCCUGUGUGUUCACAGUCAGGACCAUUCGUAAGUUCAUCAAAUCCUGACAGCACACACCUAUGACACGUACCCUGUGUCAGUGUCCAUGUGGUUCAGUGCCUCGUACUGUAGGUUAUGGGCUGUAGUGGAUGUGAAGGCCCACUUUGGUCAAUGCAGGGCAAGCUCACAAGCUCCAGUCCUGCAUGGUAUUUAUUAACUGUUACAUUAUGGUACAAAUCUUCAAGCACUUAAUGUGUAAUGGAGGUCCAUUGUGGGACCACUAACUCCUCCCUUCCUAUCUUGUCUGUCAGUGUCUAGCCCCUUGCCUGUCUGUCACCAUUUGACCAGCGACGUGCCAGUCACUCUCAAACCUGUCUAGUGCCUUGUGUCACCUCUUUGUACUGUUUUUAAUUUGUGCAUUUUUAAAGCAUUCGUUCGUUUUGUAGAUAUUUCUAGUGUGUAUGUGAGUUUUCUGUUUCCAUGUGAGAGACGCAAGGUCCUGAGGAGAUGGGUCCCUGCUCAGACAGCGAAAAGGGCAAGUAGGUACUGCUGGAGGGGGCGUCCCACAGGGGUGUAUGGUUUACCCAACUGCCUCUUCAAGCCUCCUUUCACCCCAGCCUUUCCGCUGCUGAUUGGUCGGCCCAUCUCUGCAGGAACACGUCACCUUUGUCUGAAACGUGUGUGCCUCUGCGUAUGUGUGCAAUAAGUCUAACUAAAUGAAGUCAUUUCCUUUUUUUUGUACAUAUGUGUCCAUGUAAAGCAGGGACUAGUUCUGUAAUGCGAAAUCUCUUUCUUAAAAGGUACACCAUUGUUUAAAUAAGUAAAGAGAGAAAAUUUGCUAUUAUUUGACAAAAUAAAAUGAUGUGAGAGGAUUGGAGGGUUUGCCAGUAUUAUGCCAGAGAGGGCGAUGCCAGUCUUGACAAUCUGCUCGUUGAGUGCCAGUGGUUAAUGCCAGUUCAA